CGACAUUGAGCUGGAUAAAAGUCAAAUUCUUACCUCGCCCUUUCACUGCUGGCAGGAUCAGAUUGCAUUUCUUUUAUUAUUCUUCACUCCCCAGUUUCCUGAUCUGUUUGAAAGAAGAAGUAGAAAAGAUAAAUCCUCUCUUCAAUGCCUGGAAAGGAAAACAAAAUGACCUCAACUCCGCUUUGAAAAAAUCUUUCCAAGAACUUUCUUCAGAGAUUUUACUCAGAUGAUUGACGCAAUGAAGAAAGAACAGAUUUUUUUGGUUUCUGUAUGUCUGCUGCUUAGUUGUGCUUCUGCCCCUCUUAAUGCUGUUCCUGAGGAAGGUGAAGAACAUACAAACAUUACAGAUGCUGAGUUGCCACCGUUGAAACUUGUACAUUCAUUCUGUGCAUUUAAAGCAGAUGAUGGCCCAUGCAAAGCAAUGAUAAAGAGAUUUUUUUUCAAUAUUCACACUCAGCAAUGUGAAGAAUUUAUAUAUGGGGGAUGUGAAGGAAAUCAGAAUCGAUUUGAAAGUCUGGAAGAGUGCAAAGAAAAAUGUACAAGAGAUUAUCCAAAGAAAACUAGAAGGACAAAGACAACAUUGCAAAAAGAAAAGCCAGAUUUCUGCUUUUUGGAAGAAGAUGCUGGAAUCUGUCGAGGUUAUAUUACUAGGUAUUUUUAUAACAAUCAAUCAAAGCAGUGUGAACGCUUCAAGUAUGGUGGGUGCCUUGGCAAUCUCAACAACUUUGAAUCACUGGAAGAAUGCAAGGACACCUGUGAGGACUCAUUGAAUGAUUUCCAGGUGGAUGAUUAUAGAACCCAGCUUGAUGCUGUGAAUAAUGACUCCUUGACUCCCCAGCCUACCAAGGUACCCAGCUUCUUCGUUACAACAGAAAGAACAAAUGACGGUUGGAAGAAUGCUGAUCACACUUACCAAGUCUUUCUGAACAUCUGCAUUCAUGCAUCCAUAUUCAUUUUAAGAUUACAUAGCAUUUUAUGCAUAUGUUAAUAAUUGUUUUUUGGUAUUUCUUUAAUAUUUAUAUGGUAUAUGUGAUGCCUUUCAUAGGAUACUAUUAAUAAAGUUUUAAUAUUUAUAUGCAUAGAGUUAAUAUAGUCCUCUCAAUAUAUCUCUGAUAAACAUCUAACUAGCAAAGAAAAACUAAUGUUUUCAAGUGUUCAUAUUGGCACUGGGCCUUUUGAGUGGACUUGACUCAUUCAUGAAAAAAGUGGAUUAUCCUUCUGCUGCUCAUAGCUUCCUUUGCUUCUGUAUAUCAACUGUU
Lagenorhynchus albirostris (white-beaked dolphin) is the source of this 1259-nucleotide messenger RNA. It is a transcript of the gene TFPI, whose product is annotated as tissue factor pathway inhibitor. Gene Ontology annotation, biological process: negative regulation of peptidase activity. The transcript is spliced from 7 exons. Gene Ontology annotation, cellular component: extracellular region. Bases 227 to 988 code for a protein of 253 amino acids. Gene Ontology annotation, molecular function: serine-type endopeptidase inhibitor activity. The record is from RefSeq and is a predicted model, not a curated record. NCBI's taxonomy places the organism in Eukaryota, Metazoa, Chordata, Mammalia, Artiodactyla, Delphinidae.